Molecule: messenger RNA, 4066 nt
Organism: Blastomyces gilchristii SLH14081
Lineage: Eukaryota; Fungi; Ascomycota; Eurotiomycetes; Onygenales; Ajellomycetaceae
Exons: 2
Coding region: 1013-3199 (728 amino acids)
Molecular function (GO): protein binding
Source: RefSeq, a predicted model, not a curated record
UAAUAAUAAUACAAACCAACAAUCUGAAGCCGUUUUCCCCUUCGCUUGGGGAGGGAGAGAGAGAAGGAUUGGAUGCUUAAAGUUAGCGGCGUACUACGCAGUACGGAGUAUGUAUGCCUAUUAUUAUUGCUAGUCCCUCCCCAGGUUAGCCGGCGUUGGAUUGGCCUGCUCACAGUGGCUCAGUUCUCACUAUUCGCUGCGUAGGAAGAGUUGUGGCUGCACUUGCCAUGUUCGCUGCUCAGCCCGCCCGCUCGCCCGCUGCUCGCUCCCCCCCUUUGCCUUUGUCCGUCUUUUCUCCUUCUUCUUCUCCGUCGUCGUCCCCUUCUCCUCUUCUUCUUCUCUCAACCUCCAGUCCAGUCCGUCCUCCUCAAUCCUCGCCCGCUGCUCUCCGUUUAUCUUUCUCUCCCCACGUUCAUUUCUACUUGUCAUUCAUUCAUUCUUGCUUGCCUGGUUGCUCGUUGUCUUUCCUUCUUUCUUCUAUCCCCCCCCCUCCUCCCCCUCUCUUCUUCUCUUCUUCUGUUAUUAUUCGCGAGCCAUACCAGCCAAGAUACACAGUCCUUUCACAGAGCCCCCAAGCAAGGUGCUCUUCACGAGAGAAAUUUGACUGUACCUGGGCUAUCAUCGCGCAGUCGGGCCCUUGAUUCUUUUGUUUUUCUUUUUUUUUUUUUUUUUUUUCCUAUUUUACGAUUUUUAGACAUGCGAUCCAUUUGUUUCAUGUAUCUCACUUACCAUCACGUCCGCGACUGAUUUUCAUCCCUACGCCGAUAAUCCGAGAGAGAUAGUAUAGUGUGUUAAUGUAGAUCGCCUCCAAAUACUAAUCGCAGUAUUAUCAUCGAUCGCACCUCCGCAAACAUCAAUCAACAAGAACAAAUUCCUCUUCGAGCCUCGAGCGCACUGGUUGCUGCAACUAACAUCCGUUUCAUUCCUUCCCUUCUUCGUUGUGGGCCUGCUCUUCAUCCGUCUGUCUUAAGGUAGUCAGUCAACUCUGCAUUGCAGCCUCACGAUCAUCACGAUGGCACAUCAACAUGACCACCACUGGGCCGCCCACAAAAGGGAAUUGGGCAAGAGACAGAGACGUCCGGAAAUCGUGUUUGUGACACUCCCUCCAGACUUUGAAGGUCCUAUCGGGGGGUUUUUUACAGAGCAUGCACCGGGCGUGGGACCCCCUGUCCGACCAACGAGGACACCAGAGCCUCGUCCCUCCAGGCGUCCCGCAAGCACCUCUGCCAGGCCUACGCCGAAAAGAACAUCAACAACACCUGAGCGGCCCAAGUCUACCAAGGAGACUACGGCAUCAAACAGGCCAUCCAGAACUACAAUGGCUACAUCGACUUCAGACAUCUCGUCGGAUACCGUCAAUACGCCCACUGGGUUUAAUGAGUUUCGCCAAACCGGCACGGGUACCGGCUCACCAACAGCGAUCACCUCAUCUGAUGUCUCCAGUGGCAUGUCUGGCGGUGCAAAGGCAGGAUUGGCAAUAGGAAUUAUCCUGCUAAUUGGCUUGAUUGCGGGUGCUGCGUUGUUUUUCAUCCGGAAGAAGAAACGGGAAAAGUCGGAAUUGACCGGUUUCGAUACUGAAAAGCCGUUCGGCGCAGCAGCGCGUUCAGAUUCUGGUCCUGGCCCUACUGUUGGCGGCAGUGACCCUCCCCCCAUGACGCGAACGAUGACCUCUCCAACUGCUCCCCAGCUAAAUAUUCGACCUAUUACACAGUUUUCGCCCGACCUUGGUGGCCACACCACUCCAGGAAAUGCGUUUAGCAGUGGCAAUCUUGCUCCUGGUGUCGCCGCUGUUGGUGUUGCACGCAGUCUUACUGGGGAGAAGCCAGCGCCGCCGCCCAAAACAUUCAACAAUGAUCCCAAUCCCUUCAAUGACCCGGUCAAUCCCUUCGACAGCCCCGCGAUCUCAUCCGCGCCUGCAACGCCUGCGACACCUGCAACCUCUGCAACACCUGGAACUCCCAGAGUGCCUGCAGCAUUUGCUUCAGGUGCACCACCUAGCCACAUCCCAUCCCCUGCCAUUUCUGAUGUCCGCACGCCCUCACCUGAAACCCUAGUUACUGGUGUUGCUGCAGUGGGCACUGCUGUUACUGCUGGAGCUGUUGGCGCCGUUGCAGUUCGCCGAAGCUUGAACGACGGAAAGCUCCAGGAACAGCCACGCGACGGCCCUGCUCCCGCAAGAGAUUCUCCUCCUCCAGCUAGUCCCGCCAUGAGCGUGGACUCUACCACAGCGUCUGCAGUUGCCGGCGCUGGCGCUGGUCCUGGUGCCGGUCCCGCUGGGCCUCCGAACGUUCAUCGCGUCCAGCUUGACUUCUCCCCUUCGAUGGAGGAUGAACUUGAACUUCGAGCUGGACAACUUGUCCGCCUCAUGCAUGAAUAUGACGAUGGCUGGGCCCUCUGCGUCCGUCUCGACCGUUCUGCGCAAGGCGUCGUUCCACGAACCUGCCUAUCCUCCCGCCCCGUCCGACCCCGUCCCCGCAACCAAUCCAAUGCCGGUCCCCGUGGCCCACCACCAAUGGGAUACCCUCCUGGCGGUCCCCCUUCUGACAGCGGCCGUUCCAUGUCCAUGAGCAGCCAAAUGUCUCAUCACAGCCCCAACCCCAACGGCCCCUUAACUCCGCGCUUCCAGCCGCCUGCAAACGGCCGCCCGGCAUCCCCAGCAUCCCCCGCGCCAUCUAGCUACCGCACAUUCCCACCCCAACAACACCCACAUCCCCAUCAGCCACACCAAAAUGGGCGCCCAAUGUCACCCGCCCGGUUCCCGCAUGUGCCACGCUCCCUCUCGCCAGGUCCCGGACGCAUCCCGCAGCCACGCUCCAUGAGCCCCGGUCCCUACGGUCCCGGCGGCAUGAAUAAGCCAGCCAUGUCUGCAACCGCCAACAGGAGACGAAGCCACAGUACCAGCGCAGCUAUGGGGCCUGGUGGCAAUCCCGCAGGACCAGCACCAGUGCCAAUGCCAGCGCCACAAGGACAGGACCGACAACAGCAAUUUGCCCUGCCAUCUGCCACAGCUGGCUUUGGGGGGUAUCCGGAACAGGUGAUGCCGCCGCAACCACCGCAGGUGCAAGCGCAGCAGGCCCCAAUGCCAGCACCGGCACCAGCGCCCAUGCAGGCACAGGUAACUCCGGAACCAUCGCGAAGCCCACCGAUGUCGACGGAGCCUAUUGAACGGAAACCGCUCCCCAGUCCAGCGCAGCAGUAAAUUGAAAUAGAAUGAACAUGAAUAGGGCCACGAGUGAGAGAUGAAAUGUGGAGUACUUUUUCUUUUGGGUCCAUGCUCCUGUUGUGAAUGGAUGGGGCGUAUUAUCUAACAGGAGAGACGAAAGAUAUAUCCAGAAAACCAGCUCGAAAAAAAACCGAAAGAAAUCGAAAUCAACUAAAAAAACAUCCCCAACCUGAGAAGCUAAUUUGGCAAAAUUUCUAUUUUUCUAUUUCUCUAUUUUUUCUAUUUUCGAUGGUGGAAGUGAAUUUGAUACCAGUUUACGGUUUACAGAUUUUUCUUAUUUUUUUCUGUAUUUUUUUCUGUUUUUUACAACACUCUAUUCCCCUCGUCCCCCUUCACCACACUGAGCUUAUCCCCCUUUAAUUUCUUUCUUUCCCCGUAUAUAAACCCAACCCCCCCUGUCUUUUUACCACUGUAUUUUGUUGUUAGUUUUGCUUGCUAGAUUUGCCUGAUAUUCCCGCCCCCUUCCCGGUGAAUUUUCCCAUCCUCUCUCCCCUUCUUAACUUUCCUUCACGCAUAUUUUUUUCUUGUGUCAUACCAUAUGUAUGUAUGUAUGGCACCUUAGCACUGUUCACCUUCACCUUUUAUGUGGCAGGAGGGGUUUAGGUAAAUUAAAUAAAUAAAUAAAUAAGUAAAUGUGUAGUUAUGAGAAGGUUGAUUGAUGAUUGAUUGAUCUUGAUGAGAGAGUGAGGGGUGAGAGAAGAAAGAGAGAAGAUAUCAGUAGCUGAGUGAUUUGAAAUGUGAUUUAGAUAGAUUGUCUUGAUUAGUUUUUCUCAGGUAUGAAUAUAACUAUUUUUUCUCUACAUUUAUCUUUACCUAUUCCCAAUUAAUGCUAAGAAUUUGGCA